AUAUUAAUUAUCUGUAUUAUAUUGGGCAGCAUUCAAAUGCAUAGAAAACAACUCCUUAUCCCUGGAGAGAACAGGCCAACAGGACACCAAUGGCUUGCUCAGUUCGCCACCCAACAUUCUUUCUCCCUUUUCUGUGCCCAUCAUCUCCAAAACAUAGGCAUUGUUGUUCACGGAGGUUACGAACUGAAAUACAUAAUAACAAUAGAAGGAAACAAAGAACACCUGCAGCAGCACUAAUGGCGAGUUCAAGCAUAAAAGAUAACCAGGAAGCUGGAGAAAGGCUGUAUCUUGGAAUGGACUUUGGAACAUCUGGUGCUAGAUAUGCUCUUAUUGAUAAACAAGGCAGUAUCCAUUCUGAAGGAAAGAGAGAAUACCCACUUUAUAUGAGUGAAGAAAGGAUGGAUUGGGUGCGGUCUUGGAAAGCGACACUUUUGUCUCUACUAGAGGAUGUUCCUUAUCAUCUUCGCUCGCUUGUUUCUGCUAUAUCUAUUGAUGGUACUUCUGCGACUACUAUCAUAGUAGACAGCACUACAGGAGAACCACUAUGGAGACCAUUCCUCUACAAUGAGAGUUGUCCUGAUGCAUUGUCAAUGGUGAAAUCUAUUGCUCCUGCAAACCAUACAGUUUGCUCUGGAUCAUCUACCCUGUGUAAGCUUGUUUCAUGGUGGAACAUGGAGGAUUCAAAUAAAAAAUCAGCAUUAUUAUUGCACCAGGCAGAUUGGCUGUUGUGGCUUCUCCAUGGAAAACUCGGAGUGUCUGAUUAUAAUAACGCUCUAAAGGUCGGCUAUGAUCCGGAACUGGAUUCCUACCCACCAUGGUUGCUUGCUCAGCCAUUUUCACAAAUUUUACCUUCUGUUACAGCUCCAGGAAGUUCAAUUGGUUGUCUAAAAGAGGAUAUUAGGAUCCAAUAUGGAUUUCCAGAAGACUGUGUUGUUUGCACAGGAACAACUGAUAGUAUAGCUGCUUUUCUUGCUGCUCGUGCAACACAACCUGGGAAAGCUGUCACUUCUUUGGGUUCAACGCUUGCUAUUAAGUUACUGAGCACUAGCAGAAUUGAAGAUGCACGAUUCGGUGUAUAUAGCCAUCGUCUUGAUGAUAAGUGGCUUGUCGGAGGUGCUUCAAAUACUGGUGGAGCUGUUCUUAGGCAACUUUUUACUGAUGAGCAGUUGGAGAAAUUGAGUGAACAGAUAGAUCCCCUGAAAGCUUCUCCUCUAGACUACUAUCCUCUAAAAGCAGUUGGUGAGAGAUUUCCAGUGGCAGAUCCAAAUCUGUCUCCCAGGUUAAAUCCAAGACCAGAAAGUGAUGUUGAAUACUUGCAUGGAAUUUUAGAAUCAAUUGCACGCAUUGAGGCUAAGGGCUAUAACUUAUUGAAAGACAUGGGAGCAACCCAGGCAGAAGAGGUGUUUACUGCUGGAGGUGGUGCAAAGAAUGAGAAAUGGACGAAGAUACGAGAAAGGGUACUCGGCUUGCCCGUGAGCCGGGCAAUGCAAACUGAGGCUGCCUUUGGAGCUGCAUUAUUGGCACUGAAGGGUGCCCAAAAAUAAGAGUAUGAGCAUGGUGAAAGAAACUGGAAACGAAAUGUUCUCAGAAAUUAUUCAAGUACUUGCUGAAUAUUUCAUGAGAUUUGAUGGGCGAAACAGAAAAAUAUUCCUCUUUGGUAUGGGAAUUCCAAGCGAUCACAGAAAAAAUAGCUUACUGUGGGGAAAAUGCUAAUACCUGACAAUUUUUUUCUGUUUUGGAUAUUAGAUGGGAUGGAAAAGAAAAUUACAAAGGAAUUAUUGAAACUAAGAAAAAGAAAAGAAAUUGUUAUGUUUCUUAUUUUUGUUUGGUCAGAGGAUGGUAAUGAGAUAUACCGUAAAAUUUUCUUAUA
Molecule: messenger RNA, 1870 nt
Organism: Ricinus communis (castor bean)
Lineage: Eukaryota; Viridiplantae; Streptophyta; Magnoliopsida; Malpighiales; Euphorbiaceae
Product: D-ribulose kinase
Exons: 9
Coding region: 90-1544 (484 amino acids)
Biological process (GO): xylulose metabolic process
Cellular component (GO): cytosol
Molecular function (GO): D-xylulokinase activity
Source: RefSeq, a predicted model, not a curated record